AUGGACGUAGCUGUUGCGGGUUAUAUUCUGUAUAUUCUGCAGACCCCAGCGAAGAGGCAUGCGCCUGAGACAACGUUUUCCCCAGUGACCGGCACUCGCCUUAUGAGCCCCGUUCACACUCCAAAAGAUCAUUUUAAAGCCAAGGGAAAGACUGAUAAUCCCUCUAAAAAACAGAGGCCUCUGACAGAUGCAGAAAAACUGCAUGCGUUACGGUCUGAAAUUGAAGGAUCAGUGACAGUGUUUAAAAAGACAAAGCAAAAACUGGAAAAAAUACUGUCUACAGAGGGCAGCAGCGAGCUGAAGACUUUCUUCUCCAGAGGCUCUGCGGACCUGCAGACUGAACUGUGCAGACACAGGGAGCUGGGCCGCGGAGCCUGCAGGCCGUGCUGGUGUCCUGCCUGUGCUUACACUCUGGGGAAUGGCUGCCGGCCUGCCGAGCACUGCCUCAUCGCCCCCUCAGUGACCUGA
Megalops cyprinoides (Indo-Pacific tarpon) is the source of this 468-nucleotide messenger RNA. RefSeq lists its product as uncharacterized. The record is from RefSeq and is a predicted model, not a curated record. The transcript is spliced from 5 exons. NCBI's taxonomy places the organism in Eukaryota, Metazoa, Chordata, Actinopteri, Elopiformes, Megalopidae. Gene Ontology annotation, cellular component: nucleoplasm. Gene Ontology annotation, biological process: CENP-A containing chromatin assembly; regulation of DNA-templated transcription. The coding region runs from base 1 to 468 and encodes 155 amino acids.